AACGCCUGGAGCAUUCAUUCAUCUUAUCAUUGAGCUAUUCUAUUUCUUAAUCAUCAAGAUUAUAUUUUUAUUUUUUUAUUUUUGUCCCUGAGAACCUAAAGAUUCUUGAUUGAUUUACAUCUUGCAAAAAAAGUAUUCUUUCUUCCGCAAAGAUUCUUUGAGGACUAAAUGCACCAAAAGGGCACGCUCAGAUUUUUUAAGAGAAUUUGUGAUAUUUCUGCAUCAGCCAUUGCUGUGGAGUUAAUGAGGUCUAUUUUCAGGUAGAGACUUCGUUGGCUGUCCUCUGGUUAAUUUAUCUAAUGGGCUGGCUUCGCAAAAUCCUCAAGUGUUCGGACCAUAAAGUUUUGGAAGGGCAUUCUGAUUGGAGAUAUGGAGCGGAUACUGCAGAGACUCCUCAAUCGGCUUCAUUGAAUUCAUGGAGAGAAACCGAAGAUAUAGACCAUGCUGUUGCAUUAUCGCUUUCAGAAGAUGACCUAAAAGGAAAAUCUACAGCUGAGAAAGAGCCACAACUGGAUGACAGUGAACAAUUGGCGAGGGCCCUUCGUGAGAGUUUGGUUAUAGAUUCUCAACUGGAGUCAUGGAGUAGAAAUGAUACUGGAAAUGGAUAUGGAUAUGGAACUGGAGUCGAAUAUGGAUAUGGAAACGAUAACUUUUACCAACCUGUAACAAUCCCUUAUUACACAAGCUUAAGGAUCUGUGCUGGCUGUAAUAUGGAGAUUGGCCAUGGAGGAUAUGUGAGUUGCAGGGAUGCCCUAUGGCACCCACAAUGUUUUAGAUGCCGUGUAUGUAACCAACCGUUAUCUGAUUACGAGUUUUUCGUGUCUGGUAGCUAUCAUUAUCAUAAAACUUGCUACAAGGAGUCUCAUCAUCCAAAAUGUGAUGUCUGCAGACACUUCAUUCCGACAAACGCAGCUGGUCUUAUUGAAUAUAAGGUGCAUCCUUUCUGGUCCCAGAAGUACUGUCCUAGGCAUGAGGAUGAUGGCACUCCUAGAUGCUGUAGUUGUGAACGAAAGGAGUCAGCGGAGGAAAUAUAUGCUGCCCUUAACGACGGCCGAAAACUCUGCUUAGAGUGCCUGGACUCAGCAAUUAUGGACAUUCACCAAUGCCAGCCCCUUUUCUACGAUAUACAUGAGUUCUUCAAAGGAUUAAACAUGAAAUUGACGCAGAAAGUUCCCAUUUACUUGGUUGAGAAGCAGGCACUGAAUCAAGCCAUGGGAGCAGAGCAGCAUGGUCAUUAUCACAUGCCUGAAACUCGGGGUGCUUGUGUCACCAAGGAACCGACAAUCACCAGUCGGCCAAGGAUGAGAGCUGGAAAUCGAGUCGUGGACAUGAUAACAGAGCCGCACAACCAUUGUGAAGUGACAGCAAUCCUCAUUCUAUAUGGUCUUCCAAGGUUGCUGACUGGAUUGAUAUUGGCGCAUGAGAUGAUGCAUUUAUGGUUGCGACUUAAUGGUUUUCGAGGUGUGAGACAAGACGUGGAAGAGGGUAUAUGUCAGGUCAUUGCGAGCAUGUGGCUGGAGUCUCAGAUCCUAUCGAUGUCUGAUAACAACCAUGCAUCAACCUCACAUUCGUCAGGAUCAAAGACUUCUCGGUUCGACAAGAAGCUUAGCAAGUGCUUCAAAUAUCAGAUCGAAUCAGAUCCUUCUGAGGUGUAUGGAAAUGGUUUUCGAGCUGGCCACAAAGCGGUCACCAAGUUUGGGCUGCAGCGCACACUCGAUUAUAUUCGAAAGACUGGAAAAUUUCCUCACUAAAUAAUGGAUUUUAUUAUCAUUUUUAUGAUUGAUUUUGUGAGAUUUUAGUUUAGUUUUUUUUCUUCAUUUAUUUGCACAGGAGUUUUUAGAAUAGGUCUUAGUAAUCAUUCGUGAUCAUUCUAUUGUAUAGUUUUUUUGUAUAGGUUUCAUUUCACACGUACAUGAUUUAUCACAGAUAAUAAUAAAUUUCAGAUUUCGGGAUUUUAGAA
Messenger RNA from Salvia hispanica, 1960 nucleotides. RefSeq names its product protein DA1-like. NCBI's taxonomy places the organism in Eukaryota, Viridiplantae, Streptophyta, Magnoliopsida, Lamiales, Lamiaceae. Gene Ontology annotation, molecular function: ubiquitin binding. The record is from RefSeq and is a predicted model, not a curated record.